Messenger RNA from Amaranthus tricolor (Joseph's coat), 1127 nucleotides. RefSeq lists its product as uncharacterized. The record is from RefSeq and is a predicted model, not a curated record. The transcript has 2 exons. NCBI's taxonomy places the organism in Eukaryota, Viridiplantae, Streptophyta, Magnoliopsida, Caryophyllales, Amaranthaceae. The coding region runs from base 193 to 762 and encodes 189 amino acids.
AUCACUUUCAAUCAUUUUCAUUCACAACUCAUCUCUUCUCCUACUCUCUCUACUUAAUUCUUUAAUUACGCAAUUAUUCUCUUAAUUACAUAAUUAGUCUUCUAAUUAUUUCUUAAUUUAGUUAGUUACAUAAUUAAUCAUUUAUUUAUUUCUUAAUUCUAUAUUUCUAUUUUUACUUCUAUACUAUCAAUCAUGUCUUCAUUUUUGAAAAAAGCCACAAAAAAAGUUACUAAAGUGGCAAAAUCAUUAGGAGGUUCCAGUUCCUCCAAAAGAAAGGCCACUUCUACUCCGUCGGUAUCAACAACACCCUCCAUUAGUAAUUAUAAUUAUGAACCUAAUUAUCCGGAAGGGUACGACCCGGAGUUACAUCAAUAUGCAGAAGAAGUGGAAAAAGAUAUACAAAUUGAAGAAGAAGAAGAACAAGAAGAAGAACCAACGACCCCAAUUGGGGUACAUAUAUCUCGACAGUCAUCAACAAGAUCAGAUGAAGAACAAGGAGAACAACAACAACAAAGACAAGCUCGUGGUAAACGAGUCAAUUUCCAAACUAUCGAUGAAGAUGAACCAGUAAGACAACCUUUUCCGGCAAUGCCACCUUCUAGUGGUAGAGCUGUUUCACAUGUGUGGUCGUAUUUCACAAAAGAACCAACCGAGAAUCCAGAUAUGUUCCUAUGCACUUGUCAAAUUUGUGAAAGUCAAGGAGUAAAGCCCUUAGUUUCAUACAAUUCCCGCGUCCACUAUUGCGUCGGAGUCUGCUUUUAGUGCAGGUAGAAGAGUUCUGGAUGAAAAGCGAUCUCGUCUUGCUCCACAUAGUAUUCAAAUAUGUGUUUGCAAGAAAGAUUGGGACCAAGCGGAGAUACGAACACAAGGACUAAGGAACGAUGAUGAUCAAGACGACGAUGAUGAUCCAUGGAUGAUGAUGGAUACAACUUCAUCAUCGUCAGGAGGAGAGUCAGCGGAAGCAUCUAAUCAAUAUCAACCACAUGAUGAUGACGAAGACGAAUAGGAUCAAUCCGACAAGCGACAACGAUGAAUCAACACUCAACAACUAUAAAUAAAAGGUAUGACAAAGAACUACGUGGGCUUUGAUUCCUUCGGGAUACGUAGGCAGCUUAGUAUUCAUUUGG